AUGUAUGGAAAUCGAGUUCGUAUCAGUGAUGCGAUCAAAACAAGCUCUAAAGAGAAUUCGGAUUCGGAAGAUUCCACUAGUUCAAGUAGCGGAAAAACUGUGGAAUUGAAUAAGGAGAAUCGACAUGAAUCCAUUGGAAGUGAACACACUGAAAAUGAAGAGGAGAAGUCGAGUUCAUAUGGAUCAACAGAAACCGAAGACAGCGAAGAGGAGAGAUCAAAAGUCGUUCAAGAUUUAUUAAAAUCUGAUGAAUCUGAUAAAAGUAUGAAAGAAAGCGAUGAAGAGAAUUCGGAGGAAAGUGAUAAGGAUUCAAAUGGAGAAGAUGAUAAAUUUAUUAUAGAAAUGGUUGAAAAGCUGAUUAGCAAACGAGAUAAAAAAAAUAAUGCCGCUAGAAUCCAAUGGUUACGAUUUAAACGUGAACAAAAGGAAAUAGAAGAACGUGAAAAGCAAUUCAAAGCUUAUUGGGAACGAAGGCAUCGGGAGGAUAAAGAUUUGUGGCGAGAUAAAGACUUUGCAAAUGCAGUGGAUAAAAUGAGUAGAGCUGGAUAUAAAGGAGAGCACGGGAAUUUCGAAGUUCCACAGGAGAUAAUUCGAGAGUUGGACGCACUUUAUAUGCAAAUCACCUUUUUAGGAAAAUCAAGAAUUGAGUGUCAAAAAGAAUUCAUUCAAUUAACAAAUAAAACAAUAACAAAAUAUGGUUGGAAUCCUCCGGAGGGUUGGCGUUGA
Molecule: messenger RNA, 726 nt
Organism: Dracunculus medinensis (Guinea worm)
Lineage: Eukaryota; Metazoa; Nematoda; Chromadorea; Rhabditida; Dracunculidae
Source: the annotation of a GenBank genome assembly